CUUAGUGCCGCGCUCCACGGCUCGAGGAGACUUUUCGAGUUCAUCGAUAGCCUACAAAGCGCCCCCAAGGAUAUUGCAGCACUCUCUACUGAUCUCAAAGCCCUCUACAGUACCUUGGCAGACCUUUCAGGUAUGCAGCAGAAGUUAGAUGAUAACAAUCUACUAUGCGACUCCCUCAAAGCCCCUCUGGAAAACUGCCUGGACAUAUUUGAUGAGUUUAUGAUGACUCUGCAAACAUACACCCAAACCUCCAGAGAUGGCACCAGAAGGGUUCGUAUAUGGAAGAAAAUUACAUGGGCAUUCAAAGACAAGGAAAUCCAACUCUUCAGAGACACGAUCCUCACUUACAAGGCAUCUCUCAACCUGGCAGCUCAUGCCGCCACACUCUUGACUACCACAUCUAUAGACGAGCGAACAAAAAGAAUGGAGGCUGAUUUCAAGAAGAACUUCAACCAAAUUCAGUCUAAACUCGAGGCCUUGGAAAUCGAUCGCAUCGAAUUGAUCAGCAUAGCUGAGGAGAAAGGCUCAGAGUGGCAUGGAACGAACGCUUAUUUUGCCUUGAACCGGUUUCUCGAAUACACAGCGUCACUAUACAAUUCUCCGCCCGUUUCGUUUCCUGGAUCACCGAUCGGUCCUCCUUCGAACGCUGACGAUGAAACUGAUAUCCCCAUGGAGAUACCACUCUCAGGAUCACAUUUUCAAGACAACAUGGGACAUCGAGAGACAGUUUCUGCCCAACUAAGCACACCAUCCUUAGAUAUCAACACCAACGUCACAGGGCCACAAGUUGGAGGCUUAAGGAGGACAGGCAUCUACAGCAAAUCCGGUUUUGAUUUGCUUAGGGCUCUGCAGCUGGUUGCUACUCGCAAAGAUCCCAAGAUCAGUCUUGGUGAAGUCGACUUGUCCUGCGCCAUCGUCGUUUGCGACACGACUAUGAAUGACUGUCCCGUCAUCUAUGCAUCUGAUGCAUUCCAGAAUCUCACAGGAUACAAUCGUCACGAGAUAAUUGGCCAGAAUUGUCGGUUUCUUCAGGCGCCUGAUGGAAAGGUUGAGGCCGGGACGAAGCGAGAGUUUGUCGAUGAGGGCACUGUAUUCAGUCUGAGGACGAUGGUCCAGCUGAGACAAGAAGGGCAGCAAAGCUUGAUUAACUACCGGAAAGGGGGCAAACCUUUUCUGAACUUGCUCACUAUACUCCCUAUCCCAUGGGACACGGAUGAGAUUCGGUAUUUGGUAGGUUUCCUAAUCGACCUUGUCGAAAGCCCCGAGGCUCUUUCAGCACCGCCCGGGCCGCCGGGGCAGCUGGUUAAGGUCAAUUAUAAAUACUCUUAUAUUGACCAAUACAUUUGGACCCCGCCUCCACCAAACCAGUGGGAUCAUGAGAAUGGACAGACGCUUAGUCCAGCCGAUGUCUCAACUAUAUUAUCACACUCCUACCCCAGGGAAAGUGUCUCGAGCUGGUCAAAGCAGUCAUGGGACAUGAUGCUGCUUGAAAAUUCUGACGACAUGAUUCACGUGUUGUCAUUGGAGGGAAUCUUUCUUUACAUUUCCCCGUCAUGCAAGCGAAUCCUUGAGUAUGAUGCUGCCGAGUUAGUAGGCAUCCCCCUAUCUUCAAUCUGCCACCCAUUCGAUGUUGAGCCAGUCACACAAGAGCUGCAAAACUGCGCCCUGGGAAACACCAUCGAUCUCGUCUUCCGGAUUCGGCAGAAACACAGCGGCUUUACCUAUUUCGAAAGCCGGGGAUCGUCACAAGGCUCAGAGACAAGAUAUAUCAUCCUGAUAGGGCGGAAGCGGCCUAUGUUUAUGCUCAGCCGACGCCAUCUGGAGUUGGAUGGUGGCAUCGGGGAUAAUGAGAUAUGGGCGAAGAUCUCGACAUCCGGUAUCCUCUUGUUCGUUUCGUCCAAUAUUCGGUCCUUGCUUGAUCUCCAGGCGAGCCAAUUGGUCGGUACCAGCAUUCAAGACUUAGUUCGCAAAGAAUUGAGGCCGGAGUUUGGACGAUCCUUGGAGACAGCAAGGUGGGGGGCGAUUACCAGCUGCCACUGCGAGAUAACAAACCGCCAAGGUCAGGUUCUGCAGACGAAUAUCGUACUCUACCCUGGCAAUAGCUUUCCAACACAAAAGCCCUUGUUCCUACUUGCUCGAAUACAUCUCCCGAAGGAAUCACGAUGGGGCAGUACUUCUACCAGUACUGUAGCAAGGUCGGACCAAGAUACUGCCUUACCGUGGGAUGACAACAUCUUCAGCAACUGUAUGAUGACCACUUCCAGUUGGCAAUCUGACCUGGCACAGAUUAAGCAUGAGAACGAGGAUUUGAUGGAGGAGUUAAACAAGUUGUUGUCCAGUAAGAAAAAACGAAAGAGAGCUUAA
This is a messenger RNA of Ilyonectria robusta, 2364 nucleotides long. RefSeq names its product PAS domain-containing protein. Lineage: Eukaryota; Fungi; Ascomycota; Sordariomycetes; Hypocreales; Nectriaceae. The record is from RefSeq and is a predicted model, not a curated record. Gene Ontology annotation, cellular component: nucleus. The transcript is spliced from 2 exons. Gene Ontology annotation, molecular function: protein binding. Bases 133 to 2364 code for a protein of 743 amino acids.